Fraxinus pennsylvanica is the source of this 2085-nucleotide messenger RNA. NCBI's taxonomy places the organism in Eukaryota, Viridiplantae, Streptophyta, Magnoliopsida, Lamiales, Oleaceae. The record is from the annotation of a GenBank genome assembly.
AUGUCGGAGGAGUUUGCACCUGGCUACGUGGCUCCAGCGGACGAUCAUCCGAAAAGAAAGCUUGAAGAUUUGGAGCUCAACGACGUGUCUCAGCCACUCGCUGCCCCGGACUCGACGGCCAACGCGGAUCUGGACACAGUGAAGAACGCGACUGAGGAGGAGGAAGAGGAGAAUGGCACUGCCGACGAGUCUGAGGCAAAGCGAGCGCGCUUAGACAGUAAUGAUGAUAAUAGCAAUGAAACCGACAGUGUUGAACCUACUCAUAAUGGAAAGUUAAAGGAGUUGGAAGACAAGCCGAGAGAGGAGGAGGCUGGGGAACCUCAAGUUACAGAUAAUCAUGACUUGUGUCAAUCGGCUCAAGAACUUGCCACGGGAGCUAUCGAGAAGACCACUAGUGAACAACUAGCUUCUGAUCAGAAUGAUAAUGCCCAGACCAAAAGUCCUCAGGAAGGACAAUCUGAAGGAGAAGCUCAGGAGCCUUCUGAGGAAGUUCCUAAAGAGGAAGAUGUUCCAUCAACUGAGCUGCAGUCAGGGUCUGAUACCCAAAUACUGUCGCACAAAAUGGAAGUUCCCAGUGACAAGGUUGGGGUUAUAAUUGGAAAGGCUGGGGACACUAUUAGGUCCCUGCAAGACAACACAGGUGCGAAAAUUCAGAUAGUGAGAGAUGCUGAUGCAGAUCCACAUUCUACCACCAGGCCUUUGGAACUGAUAGGAACUUCAGAAAAUAUAAAGAAGGCCGAGAAAUUGAUAAAGGAUGUUAUUGCUGAGGCUGAUGCUGGAGGUUCUCCUUCACUCGUUGCUAGGGGAUUCAGCACUGUGCAAGCUGCUGGAGGUGGAGAACAGCUUGAAAUACAAGUCCCAAUUGAAAAGGUUGGUUUAAUUAUUGGAAAGGGUGGAGAAACAAUCCGAAAUCUGCAGACAAGAUCAGGGGCACGUAUUCAGUUAUUGCAACAAAAUCUUCCUGAAGGAGACAAAUCUAGGAAGAGAACUGUCCGUGUGACUGGUAAUAAGAAGCAAAUUGAGACUGCAACAGAAAUGAUAAAAGAAGUUAUGAAUCAGACCAUAAGGCAAUCGCCUCUCUCUAGUGGAUAUAACCAGCAGGCUUUUCAUCCUCGUGGAUCUUUUGCUUCGCAAUGGGGUCCUCGUGGUCCCCAUCAUGCACAGUUCUCAGGUUACGAUUAUCCGCAAAGAGGAUCAUAUCCUUCUCAGAAUUCUUUAUAUCCACCUCAAGCAUAUGGUCAGUAUCCUCCACAACAGGCACCACGAAGCAGCUAUGGUCCAAGCUGGGAGCAAAGGCCUCCAGCUUCAAUGCAGGGGCCCUCACCCCAGGUCAACUAUGGACAGCCAACUCCUUAUUCUCAAACACCUGCACAAGCACAACACUUUGGUCUUCCUGGGUACAGUGAAGUAAAAUAUGAUAACUAUGCAUCGUCACAACAGUUUGGGAACAUGGGUUCUCAGUCAACAGCUUAUGCUCAAAGUGGUCCACAUUCAGGGUAUGGUUCACAGGACCAAUACGGUAAGCCACCAAUGUAUGAUGUGCAGCCACAAGUACAACAUUCUCAAUCUUAUGGUCAGCCUAGGCCUAACCAACCUGGAGAAGUGCCUUAUCAAGGUCCUGCUGCGCCAGCUCAAGCAUAUGGUCAAACUGUGCCACCUCAACAGCCAUACCCACAUGUGUCAACUGGACCGGUGCAGCAAAGCUAUGCUUCAUAUGGUUCUGUACCUCCUGCCGAUGGUUACAGUCACCCACCAUCUACCACAGCAUCUGGUUCUGGUUAUCCUGUGCAAGGUGGUCAACCUGUUGCUGGGUAUGGUCAGCCCGGUGGACAACAGACUCCUGCAUAUAUCCAGGCUGGACCUACUGGAGGUUAUGGUUCUUAUCCAUCUACUCAGCCUGGCCACAAUGAACAACCAGCAGCCAAUGCCGCAGCUUACGGGUAUCAAUGGCAGAUAGAUCCUGCAUAUGGUAGUGCCCAAGGUCCUGCAGGUUAUGGUGCACCUGCCACUGGACAGUCAGGUUAUACACAACCAGCACCAGCGCAAGCUGGAUAUAACGUACCACAGUCAGGAGGUUACCAGUAG